This is a messenger RNA of Torulaspora globosa, 2280 nucleotides long. RefSeq lists its product as uncharacterized. The transcript has a single exon. The record is from RefSeq and is a predicted model, not a curated record. NCBI's taxonomy places the organism in Eukaryota, Fungi, Ascomycota, Saccharomycetes, Saccharomycetales, Saccharomycetaceae. Gene Ontology annotation, molecular function: protein binding. The coding region runs from base 1 to 2280 and encodes 759 amino acids.
AUGAACGAUAUAGCUGCAUUGUCUAAUGAAAUUUUUGUAAUGUGCGGCCAUUUGGCCGUUGAAAUGAAUAUGAUUCCACUUGCGUUGGAGCUUGUUGGGAAAGUGCUUGCUAAGAGUCCUGGAGAUAAGGCAGCGCUGUUGCUGUUGGCGAAGAUUCAUCUGUUGAGGAAAGAGUAUGGGGAAGUAUUGGAGGUGCUUGGAGAAGGCAGGAACGACGUGAGACUUUGUGCCAUCUUUUCGCUUGCAUGCUACAGGCUGGGACUGUACGAUCGUGCGGCGGAAGCGAUGAGGCAUGGCAAAGGCGGUGAAGAGGAAGACGUGGAGCUGGAGUUGAACCUGAAUAUCUUGCAAUGUAGGAUCUUGCUGCUGGCAGACUUGCAGGAGAAUCCGCUGCAAGCGACGGUUCCUCAGUUCGAAAGGACGCUGGAGCUGACUCAGCUGUACAGCGUGCCGACUUUGCAUCUGGAAGCGUUGCUGACCAGAGCUCAGUUGUUCGAAAAGAGUGGCGAUUGGGAGAAGUGUUUUUUCGACCUGGAGGAUUGCAUAACCAUUUUGCAGAACCAAGAGGCCAUGACCCAUUUCCACAUCAGGGAUUUCCUUUACAAGACUACCUUUGCGUACCUUUACAAAAUCUUCAUUCAAGAGAAGAUACAUCAAGAGUCCGAGCCAGCAGAUCAACUAUUCCAGGAGUGCUUCAAGUUCCCGCAUACCAUCGAGACCCUCCACAUGCUGACCGUGGCUCGCGGUAUAUACAGUGCGAUCGUGGGCGAAAAGCUGGACGUCGCAGACAUCCUCUCGCUGGCGUCGGCAGUCUCGGCUGAGUUUAAGCCUUUUGUGUAUUACAUCACUGCAAGGAUUAUAGUGGAGUUGGGCAGUCCGGAAAAUCUGCACCGUGCCUCUGAGUACUACCAACUGUCGUUGGAGUUGGACUCUUCGAGAUCCUAUGUGUGGAUAUCUCUGGCAUCGCUGCAUCUCAAAUUAAGGCAAAUUCCAGACGCACUGUUUGCGUUUUCCAAAACAGUUGAACUGCUCGGUUCCUUGGAUGUACAGCAAUACUCGAUUUCAAGACACUCUUACGUAGAGCGGGAAGACGACUUGAAUGCAUUGUCCUGGUUCGGUAUGGCACAGGCUUAUCUCAGCACGAACAGCAUCGAUAAAUCACUCGAUGCACUACAGAAGGCUAUUAACUUCUUGGGCAGCAACGAACUUUUGGAAAGGCACACCCUGGAUGAGUUUGGUGAAAUUUUACGCUCAGAAGAUGUAGCAGCAAUAGAAUUAUUGAAGGAAAAUAUGAUUUUGCCUGAAAUACCAUUAGAGUUUUUCCUCAAUCCAAUUUUCUACUUAGAGGAAACUCAGGUGUUUCAAGUAGAAUCAAGGCUGGAAAGAAGUUCAUCACUUCUGCCCAAAUUCAGCUCUUAUAACAAACUCCCAAAUAUCAAUUCAGACUACAGGGCUAACAAUAACCAUAGUGCUAACAAGAAACCCAAAAAGAGAUCUAUGAGAAAGAUUUCUGAGGGAAUCAAGACCACAAAGUUCAGGAACAAGAAAAAAAAUGAUAUCUUCAGAAGAGCCAACCUUUCCAUUUCAAAGGGUGAUAAAAACUAUUCAAAUCCGGGCAGGAAAAAGCACGAAUCAUGCAAAUCAUCAAUUCAUACAUCUAGUCCUAAUCACAGCCAUCAGCAUAAUUACAAUCUCGAAACUAAUGUUAUUGGAGUCCCCAUUUCCAGUGGGCAUAACAGCAUCAACACGAGCCUUGACGACAAUAGUCACGCUAACACAGGUCGUAUCAUGCCUCAAGUCAUUCAAACUGCAGGUUUAUCCCCUGAUCAACAGCAGCAUUUUGGUUAUUUAUAUCAGAGUGAUGAACAAAAUCAACCUAAUCAAGUACAUCAGCAUCAUGAAGCCGCACCUCAUAGCUAUCCAGCUUUCAUUUCAUCGCAUAAUCCUGGCAUUUAUCCUGCAUCAUAUUCACAUCUUAUUCGACCCGUCGGCUUUUCUGCAUCUCCGUCAUUCUAUUACCCACAACAAUCCAUUGAAGAGGUCUUUAGAAACAAUUCGAAUGGUUUAGGCGAACAGGGCUUAUCACCGAACUUUGGACCUCCUGUAAUUAUGCCACCAUUUCCGAAUCCAGUUUACAUCCCCGAUGGAGUAAGGUUCUCUGCAAGUUCAUUACAACCUACAAUCAUACCAUUGAUGACUUCUCAGCAAUCUCAGCAAUCGCGGUACCCAUCCGCAGAGGGUAAACAUGCAGACGUGAUUACAUAUACCGAAGAUAGCUAG